Coturnix japonica (Japanese quail) is the source of this 2408-nucleotide messenger RNA. RefSeq names its product tubulin tyrosine ligase like 3 (gene TTLL3). Gene Ontology annotation, biological process: protein polyglycylation; cilium movement; cilium assembly. NCBI's taxonomy places the organism in Eukaryota, Metazoa, Chordata, Aves, Galliformes, Phasianidae. Gene Ontology annotation, cellular component: axoneme; microtubule cytoskeleton. The record is from RefSeq and is a predicted model, not a curated record. Gene Ontology annotation, molecular function: protein-glycine ligase activity, initiating; ATP binding.
GAGGAUGGGGUUACAGAGCGGCCUGGGGGAAGGGUUUGGGGUGACAGAUGAUGGGGAACCAGCUGGUGUGGAGCCAUAGGAGAGGGGGCAGGGCUUAGGGCUGCUGGAACCCCCCCGCAUCUCCCAUUGGGUGAGGAUGCAGCUCAAUGGGAUCCCCUGUACUGCAUGGAGUGGGGCUGAGCUGCUAGCAGCCUCCCUCACCCCCAGGCUGCCCCACACCUCACCCACUCGAGAGCAGGGCCGUGGGCACAGCCCAGUGAGGGGAGUUCCUGGUGGGCACGCUGUGAGGCUGCGGUGCCAACAUGAGCAUUGAGAAGGAGGCAAAUGCUGCAGGAGGGGCACCCAGCAAGGUGCAGCGUGUGUGGGCAGACUGCAGCCGCCCCUGGCUCUGCCCAGAGAAGCUGAAGCUGGCCAAGAUGCAGGUGGAGAAGGCUAUCAAGGAGAAGAAGAUCUUCACGGUGCAGGGCCGCUACCCUGUGAUGCGCAGCCUGCUGCGUGCACGGGGCUGGGUGGAGAGGAAGUCACCACGCAGGGCGAGGCAGCAGGAGGCAGGUGGUGGCAGAGCACAGCACAGCCCAACACAGCACAGGGUGCAGCUGCCCCUGGAGUCCCUGUGCUCCAUGUGGCCGCCCAACAAAGAGGAGGAGGAGGAGGAGGAGGAAGAGCAGAUGGACAAGGACAAGGACAACCCUGACGCAAUCCAUGACCUCAUGUCCCGCAUGGUGAAGGACCAGGUGCCCUACUUCAUCUGGAGCAGCCGCUGCAAUGUUGCAGAGAGAUACGUCCUGCAGCCAGACCAGAUGGUGAACCACUAUGCCCAAGGGGGCAGCCUCACCACCAAGGAGGGGCUGUGCCUCACCCUACGCAGCUUGCCCUGGUUUGACCAAGCCGACCCCGAUACCUUCUUCCCUCGCUGCUACCGGCUGGGUGCCAUGGAAGAGCGUCAGGCCUUCAUCGAGGAUUUCUGCCUCACUGCCGCACGCAGCCUGCUCAAGGUGGCCCUGGAAAGGGCUGAGGGUGAGCACACGGCGCUGGACCCACCCCCAAAACCCAGUAAUGCUCCAGUGGGGCCGCCCCCCCUGCUGCCCGCACAGCUGGUGGAGGAGGCGCUGCGGGUAUGCGGGGGGCACCUGGACAUCUUGACCCACCAGGACAUCGAUGUGGACACGCAGCCCCACAGCCCCACCUGGGCCAGCUUCCUGCAGGGCUAUUACCGCGUGGUGCACGAGGGGGCCGAGCUGCAGCUGAGCAUGGCACAGCGGGAGCAGGUCCGCAGCCUGCUGCAGGGCCUGGCAGAGCAGCUGCCCCAGCUGCACAUGGAGGGCGAGCACAACGUCUGGAUCCUCAAACCCGGCGCUGCAUCCCGGGGCAGAGGCAUCGUGUGCGCGGCGCGGCUGAACCAGCUGCUGCAGCUGGCGGGCUGUGCCGUGCGGGAGGGCCGCUGGGUGGUGCAGAAAUACGUGGAGCGGCCGCUGCUCAUCUUCGGUACCAAGUUCGACGUGCGGCAGUGGUUCCUGGUGACGGACUGGAACCCGCUGACCAUCUGGUUCUACCGCGAGUGCUACCUGCGCUUCUGCUCGCAGCCCUUCUCCCUGCGCCGCCUGGAUGCGGCCGGCCAUCUCUGCAACCAAUCCGUGCAGCGGCACUGCCGCCCGGGGUUAUCCCGACACCCGCAGCUGCCGGCAGACAACACGUGGUCGUGCCACCAGCUGCAGGACUACCUGGCACAGCAGGGCCAAGCUGGCGUCUGGGCGGAGGUGAUGGUGCCAGGCAUGAAGGCGGCGGUGGUGCGGGCGGUGCGGUGCUCGCAGGGUUUGGUGCGGGGCCGUAAGGGCAGCUUUGAGCUCUAUGGGGCCGACUUCAUUUUUGGCGAGGAUUUCCAACCCUGGCUGCUGGAGAUCAAUGCCAGCCCCACCAUGGCGGGCCACACGGCGGUGACGAGCCAGCUGUGUGCUGCGGUGCAGCGUGACACGCUGAAAGUUGUCAUCGACCGCCGGGACAACCCCGAGUGCUCCACGGGAGCCUUUGAGCUCAUCUACAGGCAGGCAGCUGUGCCCACCGUGCACUACAUCGGGCUGAAGCUGGAGGUGGAAGGCUGCUCCCUGCACAGACCACGCCGCGCUCCCCGCUCCCUGGCUGCAGCAGGGGAAGCUCCCCCAGGUGUUGUGGGGACGCAACCCAGGAAGCCCCCAGGGCUUCUGCCCCGGCUCAGAGAGCUCAGGGACCGUCCCCGUUUGCCCAUCAAAGUCUAUCACGGAACUCUUCCCCCCCUCGACCCCCUGCCCCUGCUGCGGAGCACUUGGCCCCAUGGCAAAGAAAAGGGAUGCAGGGCUCAGGAGGGGGCAAAGAGGAGUGGUGACAGCCCGGUAUGCCCCCACCUCUCUCGGCAGAAAUAAAUCUGAGUGGGA